Molecule: messenger RNA, 3021 nt
Organism: Nelumbo nucifera (sacred lotus)
Lineage: Eukaryota; Viridiplantae; Streptophyta; Magnoliopsida; Proteales; Nelumbonaceae
Product: autophagy-related protein 16-like
Biological process (GO): autophagosome assembly
Molecular function (GO): protein binding
Source: RefSeq, a predicted model, not a curated record
UAGGAUGCUACACCAGCCACAGUAAUGCCCUUUUCCCCUUCACAACAGGCAUCAGUGCCAAAGCUAGCCUUCUAGUCCUUUUGCACAGAUUCAACUGUAAGGGGGGAAUUACUUGCUUUUUUAGGGAGGGAGUGAUAGGGGAUCCCAUCUACCAUGUGCAAUCGCAGACAGACUAGACCUGUGUACCUGUAUCACUGAUAUGGAGUGUGAGUUUUGUAUGGUUGAUAAUCAGUGAGAUAGGUGGUUUUGUGCAGCAAGAUCACUGGAUUCUUUUUAUGGCACGAUCAAUUGUUAUCCCUCUGGCAUUAGGUUUCAUAUCCAUCUCCAUCCUUGAUGCAACUGUGAAGAACACGUCGCCUGUUUAUAGAAAAUGUGCAAGGGUGGAAAAAGUCCAUUCCUUGUUAAAUCGUGGGCAUUGGUAAGGAAGGGCUACCCUACCGUCUGCACUCUGCAGCGUUCCUUAAUUCAGCUGUUGUUGCAUUCUUCUCGCUUCCAUUGGAGUUGCAACAGAAACAGAUGCCAAUGCCAUUAACAAGGUAAAGAUUUUCACUUCACAAAUAUGACAAACCAAAUCAGAGUCCAAUAAAAAGAAUACAGCAAAAAAAAAAUUCGGUCAAAUUGACAAAUUACCGCAAAACAUCUGGUAGAUGCAAAUCGUUAGUUACGUGAGCUACGAUCUAAACUCACCAUAUCAAAAUCCAUGUGUUGGAGGUGGAGCUUGGAGGGGUAAACUCAAGGAUACGAGAGUUGGGUACCGUAAUCCUUUAUUCUCAGCCAGGAACUACUGAACACUGGUAUUCAAAGAAAGGCUAAUAAUGUCAAUUUUCUAUUCUUCAAGGGCCAUUAAAUAAACCCAUGAAUCAGGGUUUCUUGAAAAAGUGAAAAUGCCCAAGGAAGCUUGACGCUUGAGUGGGCAUUUUCGUCAAUGCAUCUGUUUGAGUUGAGUACAAUGUGCUCUCAGGUUUCUCCUUGCCAAAUGCCAAUUCGUUUUUCUUCAAGUUCCAUCCCGUCUCAGACGUUGACAAUUUGACACAGCUGCUAACUGAUUUUACUCUGAAACCAUCGGAUAUAUUGAAGGAAGAGACCCAAACUCGGUCAACAUGUCUCCAGAUCAAAUCUCUAUGGAAGCUAUAAAGCACGCUGUGAAGGCUCUUCGGAAGAGGCAUUUGCUCGAAGAAGGUGCCCAUGCUCCGGCUAUCAUCGCUCUUUCAAAGCCUUUUGUUUCUCAGGGAUCAGAAUGGAAAGAGAAAGCUGAAAACCUGGAACUGGAACUUCAGCAAUGUUAUAAAGCUCAAGCACGACUAUCUGAGCAACUCGUUGUGGAAGUGGCAGAAUGCAGAACCUUAAAAGCACUGGUUCAACAGAAAGAAGCAUUGAUCACCGAUCUGCAAAGUGGGAUUACUCAAACAAGGGAUGAGUGCUCCCGAUUAAAGGAUAUACUGGAAGAAAAGACAAAAGCUCUAAACUUGGCUUUAAGUGAAAACCAGGCUAGAACACAACUGGAGGAGAUGACCCUAAAAGCUAAAAAAGCAGAGGCUGAAAACAAGAUGUUAAUUGAUCGCUGGAUGCUGCAAAAAAUGCAGGAUGCUGAACGGCUCAAUGAGGCAAAUGCCAUAUAUGAAGACAUGAUGAAUCAACUCAAGGCCAGCGGCAUAGAACAACUUGCAUGGCAGCAAGUUGGUGGUGUGGUUCGCCGAUUUGAAGCAGGUGCUGAGAAUUUUGUGGAAUCAACCGUUCCCACUGCAUGUAAAAACAAACUUAAUGCACAUGAAGGUGGCUGUGGUUCUAUAUUGUUUGAGCACAACUCUGAUAAAUUGAUUACUGGGGGCCAGGACCACACAGUAAAAAUAUGGGAUACAAAAACUGGGAUAUUAAGCCACACUCUUUAUGGAUGCCUUGGUUCUGUUCUUGAUCUCGCAGUUACCCAUGAUAACAGAUCUAUUAUUGCAGCUAGCAGUUCAAACAACUUGUACAUGUGGGAUGUGGCAUCUGGUCAGGUCCGUCAUACUCUCACCGGCCACGUAGAUAAAGUAUGUGCUGUAGAUGUGAGCAAAGUUUCAAGCCGUCAUGCAGUUAGUGCAGCUUAUGAUCUAACUAUAAAAGCCUGGGAUAUACAGAAAGGCUAUUGUGUCAAUACAAUUACCUUCCACAGCAACUGCAAUGCUCUUUGUUUUAGGAUGGAUGGAAAGACUAUUUGCUCAGGUCAUAUUGAUGGAAACCUUCGCAUAUGGGAUCUUCAGACAGGGAAGCUUCUUAGUGAAGUUGCUGCACAUUCACAUGCUAUCACAUCAAUCUGUCUAUCCCAAAGUGGAAAUAUUGUGUUGACUGGUGGGAGGGACAAUUUGCAUAAUCUAUUUGACACGAGGUCUCUGGAAGUCUGUGGUACAUUAAGAGCAAAUGGAAACAGAGUGGCAUCCAAUUGGAGCCGUUCCUGCAUCAGUACAGAUGACAAUUAUGUUGCAGCAGGUUCUGCUGAUGGGUCUAUUAGCAUUUGGUCAAGAUUUAGAACAGAUAUAGUGUGUACUCUGAGGGAACACACUGCUCCCGUGCUAUCUUGUUCAUGGAGUGAGCUUGGAAAGCCCCUAGCAUCUGCUGAUAAGAAUGGAAGUGUUUGUAUAUGGACCUAAUUGAUGUAGUCUACGCUGAUUUCCUAUUUCAUGAUCAUGGAUUAGCAUCAUAUCUGUUUCUCAAAUGACCAAUACAUCUAGCCACUCUCAUCAUAUUUCUGUUUCUCAAAUGACCAGCACAUCUAUCCCGAAGAUCUUGAUACAUCACAAUAGUAGUAACUCGCAUGUAAAUAGAGAUACAGUCAUGAGCACAGUCAUCCUGAUCAAGAGGUACGAGAUACUCAUUCUGACAGUUUUAAGCUUGUUAUGAUCAGAAAAUGUCUGAUAUUCUAAUCAUCAGCGCUUAUUGGAAAGCCAAAAACAUAAGCAAUGCUGCUUAGACGUAAGUUCUGAUCAUGAAUGAAAUAAGCCUUGGUUCCUAAAUUUAAAUGAUAAAUUGAAUGUUUUUGGUUCA